UUCUAUUGGUGCUUCAAGUUUUUCUCACCUGUUAGUGUCAAUGACACGUGGGCAUUCACCAGCGUGCCAUGUAAUGAUUAUAAAACAAAAUACUCAUUGCUUGACUUUCAGUUGAGUGGUUGAGCUCAUUGAAUAUUCAAAACCGUUUCAGUUUAUUUAUUCAUUUUUUUUUAAAGUUUUCGUUCUAAGAUGAAGUCGAUAAUUAUUUUUUCUACUGUUCUACUCCUAUCAGUAGUUGCAGCGCAUGGUGUUAACUUAAAACAAGUAAAAUGUUUAGUUUGUAGAACAGUAGUUGAUGAAUUCAAACAUGAAGUGAACAAGAUUGACCCAAAAAAAAAUAUUGAAAUUGGACAAUAUAGAUUAGAUUCUAAAGGAAAUGCUGUACAAAGAAAAGUUCCUUUAGCUUUGUCAGAAGUGCAUUUAUCGGAUAUGCUUGAUUCAAUUUGUAAAAAAAUGGAUGAUUAUGUGCGAGCUACUUAUAAAUCUAAUGGUAAAUUAACACUUCUUAAACUGAUUACUGAUGAAGGAAUGAAUCCAUUAAUGGGUGAAGUAGAUAUUAUACAAGAUGGUGACUUAAACAAGAGCUUAGGAUACUUUUGUACAGACAUUGUGAAUGAGCACGAAGAUACUUUCAUAGAAGUCAUCAGCAAAAAAGAAAAAAACGCCAAAGACAAAAUCUGCACAGAGGUUGCAGAGUAUUGUGGAGAGUUUACAGAUAGUAUAGACACAAAUGAUGAUGACGAUGAAUCUGAUGAUACUGAAGAAAAGGAAAGCCAAGACUAUGAUAAAACAGAACUUUAAAAGAAAUUUUCAGUGAACAAAAACUGAAAUAUCAAUGACUGAUGUACAAAAAUUAGUAUUUUAUUUAUAAAUUUACAGGGCAUUUUGAAAUGUUCUUGUAAAAAUAUCACAAUCUUUAUCUUUUAUAUAC
Phymastichus coffea is the source of this 931-nucleotide messenger RNA. It is a transcript of the gene sel, whose product is annotated as protein seele. The transcript is spliced from 4 exons. The record is from RefSeq and is a predicted model, not a curated record. NCBI's taxonomy places the organism in Eukaryota, Metazoa, Arthropoda, Insecta, Hymenoptera, Eulophidae. Gene Ontology annotation, cellular component: endoplasmic reticulum. Bases 190 to 801 code for a protein of 203 amino acids.